Messenger RNA from Fusarium keratoplasticum, 1038 nucleotides. RefSeq lists its product as uncharacterized. Gene Ontology annotation, molecular function: arylformamidase activity. The record is from RefSeq and is a predicted model, not a curated record. The coding region runs from base 1 to 1038 and encodes 345 amino acids. NCBI's taxonomy places the organism in Eukaryota, Fungi, Ascomycota, Sordariomycetes, Hypocreales, Nectriaceae. The transcript is spliced from 3 exons.
AUGCCUUUCGAUCUCAACUCGGUUCCUGACUAUGAUGACCUUCCAAAGGUUGAAGGCAUGCCCAAAGGCUGUGCUUGGGGUGUCUUUGACCAAGACGGUAAAAAGGACAUGGUUGGAACACUCAACUUCUUGACUCCAGAGGUUGUCAAGAACGCCGCUCUAGAAGUCAAGGACGGAGUCUCAAUCUCUCUCAACUGGCCCAUCAAUGCCAUGAACAAGCUUGCUAUCCCCGGGCGCAAGGCAGCUGAGCACAGAGUCUUGUACAUCCCCGAAAGCCUGGCGGAGCUUCCUUUCGAGCAGGGCAAGUCGUGGGAUGAUGAGCUCGACUUUAAUACCCAGGGAAGUAGCCAAUGGGACAGCCUGUGCCAUUUUCAACACCAGGACUCUGGCUUGGCUUACAACGGCGCAAACCCGGACAAGGAAGCGUUGUCUACCGAGUCGACUGCGUCGAACACCAUGCCGACGUUGGAUCAUUGGCAUACGCGUGGAUGUAUCGCCGGAAGAGGUGUCUUGAUCGACUAUGCUUCCUACGCCGAGGAGAAGGGUAUCGAGUUUCACCCUUUUGACGGAAACCGCAUCACUGUGGAGGAUCUGGAAGCCUGUGCCGCACACCAGGGUGUCGAGUUCCGACCCGGCGACGUCCUCCUCGUGAGAACCGCCGCUACAGAAGUCGUCGACAAGAUGGAUCCUGUAGGUUUAGGCAAGAUGGUCGCCGCCAAACUGUCUGGCCUUCAUGGGUGCGAGGAGACUGCACGAUGGCUCUGGAACAAGCGCUUCUCGGCUGCUGCAUCCGACUCGAGCAGCUUUGAGGCGUUUCCUCCUCUGAAGCCUGAUGGAUCGAUCGGUGGGAUGAAAGACCUGGUGCUUCAUACAUAUUGCCUCAGCUUCUUUGGCAUGUCAAUCGGCGAACUGUGGGAUCUCAGCAAACUGGCCGCAUACUGCAAAGAGACGAAACGGUACUCUUUCAUGAUCACCUCAUCGCCUUUGAACCAGCCGGGGCUAAUUGGAUCGCCUCCAAAUGCGCUGGCCAUCUUUUAA